This is a messenger RNA of Xenopus laevis (African clawed frog), 2419 nucleotides long. RefSeq lists its product as uncharacterized. NCBI's taxonomy places the organism in Eukaryota, Metazoa, Chordata, Amphibia, Anura, Pipidae. The record is from RefSeq and is marked predicted.
GAUGAACUGGUGGAAAAUUGUCGGUGGUGUUCUGGGGGGUGCGGUCCUAUUAGCUGCUGGACUUUUAAUUGGUCAUUUUGCUAUUCCAAAGAAUACAGAACCCAUUUGGGCCAAGGAAGUCUCCAGAGAUGUCGAUGAAGAGUUUAUCCAAGAGUUCAUGAAAGAGGUGGAUAACAAGAGGAUUGAAGAUAACCUACGACGCCUGACACUGAAACCCCACGUGGCAACAACAGCGGCUGAUGAAGAGUUGGUACAAGUCAUUUUGUCUCACUGGAGAGAUACAAACCAUGGACUAGAUGAUGCCCAAGAAGUGCGAUAUGAUGUGUUAUUGUCAUUCCCAGAUGAGAAGAUCCCUAAUAAUGUCAGAGUGGUGAAUCCUGAAGGAAGUGUUACAUUCACAUCGAGACGUGCAGAGAGUGAAAUCACCCAAGACCAGAAAGAUCCGGAUAUUCUACAACCCUUUCUGGCAUUUGCCCCAAAUGGAACAGCCAAGGGGAAAUUAGUGUAUGCUAACGAAGGUAAAGUAAGUGAUUUCCAGCAUCUCUCUGAAAAGAUCAAUCUGACGGGAACCAUCGCCAUUGUCCGAUAUGGGGGAACAGGCAGAGUUAACAAGGCAAUCAAUGCAGCCCAAUAUGGCGUCAUAGGAGUCAUUAUUUACACUGACCCCAAAGAUAUCAAUGACGGAAAGUCGGAUCCAAAUCAAACCUACCCUUAUUCUUGGUACAUGCCUCCUUCUGGAGUAGAACGUGGCUCAUUCAAAGAAAAUUUUGGUGACCAACUCACACCGUACUAUCCGGCAAAAAACUUCACCUACAGGAUCAAGGAAUCAGAAAUCAAAGGGCUGUCACCCAUCCCAGCACAGCCAAUAGGUUUUGAGGAUGCCAAGACCCUAAUAUGUAAUCUCCAAGGCCCCCCGGCUAUUGAUACCUGGCAGGGGUCACUGGGUUGCACCUAUAACCUAGGCCCAGGCUUCCAGCCAAGCAGUGAGUUCUCCAGCAGUGAUGUGGAGGUCAAUGUGUAUAACAAAAGAACAAUUAAGUCUUCGGCCAACGUUAUGGGCAUUAUCCACGGGUCUGUGGAACCUGACAGAUAUGUCAUGUAUGGGAAUCACAGGGACAGCUGGGUACAUGGAGCCAUAGAUCCAAGCAGCGGAACAGCAGUAAUGAUGGAAAUAACCAGAGUCCUUGGCACUAAGCUUAAGCAAGGUAAGUGGAGGCCUCGCAGAUCCAUCGUCUUUGGCAGUUGGGGUGCAGAAGAGUUUGGCUUGGUUGGUUCGACGGAAUUUGCAGAGGAAUAUUACAGCAAGCUGAAAGACAGGACCGUGGCUUAUAUCAACGUGGACAUCUCUGUAUUUGCAAAUGCAUCGCUGAGGGCUCAAGGAACAGCGCCGGCUCAGGGUGUGAUCUUUACUGCAUCCAAACAGGUGAAGACUCCACAAGGCACCACUGUGUAUGAGAACUGGAAGAGUAAAUACAACAGGACCAGCCCUCAAUAUGGACUGAUACCCCAGAUGGGUACAUUGGGAUCUGGAAGUGAUUAUGCUCCAUUUCUGCACUAUUUGGGAAUCACCUGUAUGGACAUUGCAUACACAUACGACAGGGGAGUAACCUCAGCCAGAAUAUAUCCUGCCUACCAUACAGCCUUUGACACUUUUGAUUAUGCAUCUAAGUUUAUCGACCCAGGAUUCACCAGUCACCAAAUGGUGGGGCGCACAGCUGGCAAUGUUCUGUUACGACUGUCAGACAGCCUGAUCCUUCCUCUUGGCGUGAGAGAUUACGUGGAGACUCUGGAAGAUUAUUACAACAAGGCAGAGCAAAACUUUCAGGCCAACCUCAACAGCAAAAAUAUCUCUCUGGCUCCUCUGAAGUCAGCGGUAGAAAGAUACAAGAAGGCAUGUGAGACUCUGGAGGAAACGAUAAAGAACCUGAAAGAAACGCAGGAGGCUCCACUUAAAAUCCGCAUGAUUAAUGACCAGUUAAUGCUGCUGGAAAGAGCUUUCAUCAACCACCUGGCUUUCCCAGAUAAGUUGUAUUACAGCCAUGUCAUCUGGGCAUCACGCAGUUCCGGUGUAGCUACAUUUCCAGGCCUCGCAGACACCUACCUACAAGCAACUGCCAGCAACUCACAGCACGACUGGGACAUGGUCCAUCACCAGCUCACUGUAGCAAUAUAUGCCGUGGAGAGUGCAGCAUCCACUUUGGAGCUAGUCACCAAGAUAUAAAAUAUUAAUGAAAACCACACAAAAUAUGAACGAUUACCAGCAUUUUCCCCAAAAACGUUUGUCAUCCGAGUAUGCAGACCCAUCAGAAAAGGACCACAUCAAUGGGCUCACAGAGUCCUCACCCGCAGGGAUUUUCUAACUUGUCUGAAGGAUAAAGCACUGAUUUGUAGUCUUUAAAUAAAGGUUUAAAUAAUCUCA